This is a messenger RNA of Penicillium diatomitis, 279 nucleotides long. RefSeq names its product dolichol-phosphate mannosyltransferase subunit 3. The coding region runs from base 1 to 279 and encodes 92 amino acids. Gene Ontology annotation, cellular component: endoplasmic reticulum membrane; dolichol-phosphate-mannose synthase complex. NCBI's taxonomy places the organism in Eukaryota, Fungi, Ascomycota, Eurotiomycetes, Eurotiales, Aspergillaceae. The transcript is spliced from 3 exons. Gene Ontology annotation, biological process: GPI anchor biosynthetic process. The record is from RefSeq and is a predicted model, not a curated record.
AUGACUCGCGCACAGCAGACGGUCUCCGUCCUUCUCCUGGUUUCCUCCUUCUACCUCUCACUUUACCUUGGCCUGGUCCCCCUGAACGAGACCAUCCAGACGGAGAUCAUCCCCGUGCUUCCCUUUUACGCAGUCAUUGUCUUCGGCUGCUACCUGCUCGGUCGCCUCGGCCUUGCGAUCUUCACAUUCAAUGACGUUCCCGAAGCUCACGCCGAGCUGCAAAAGGAGAUUGAGCUGGCCAAGGUGGAAUUGCGCAAGGGCAAUGUUGAGGUGGACUAG